This is a messenger RNA of Perca flavescens (yellow perch), 4075 nucleotides long. RefSeq names its product phosphodiesterase 4B, cAMP-specific a (gene pde4ba). Bases 515 to 2809 code for a protein of 764 amino acids. Gene Ontology annotation, molecular function: 3',5'-cyclic-nucleotide phosphodiesterase activity. The record is from RefSeq and is a predicted model, not a curated record. The transcript has 17 exons. NCBI's taxonomy places the organism in Eukaryota, Metazoa, Chordata, Actinopteri, Perciformes, Percidae. Gene Ontology annotation, biological process: signal transduction.
UUGAGAUACACGGAAGCCUUCGACCUCCCCAAACACAAGCACCUCGUUACUGGAAGGUAGCCUGUGAACGGUGGAACGGAAUAGAACCGGGACAAACAAGAAGCAGUUUAAUUAACGUUGUUAAUUUGUUUUAUUCUCGGAAAAAGUGGACAAACAAGAAACAUUAGCUAUAUCAUGUGAAUACCAAAAAAAAAAAAAAACAAAAAAAACAGACUGAAGAUGAAGAGUGUAAAGGACUGCUCGUUAGGGGCAGCUGUAGAGUAAACACGCUCCAACAGAGGAUGGCGAAAAUACUCGCUGAUACGGAAUAAAAGACAUUUUUUUUGUUCAUGUGUUGACAGCUGCUUUUUCUGUCCGAAAACAACCCGGGAUUCCCUUUGUCUCCACGUGUAGAUAGAUGAGCUUUGGAGAAGGAAAUUAGUCCCAGGAGGAGACACACUGGCCAUGUGGAUGCUGCCUGAUAGGUGUGCAUGUGGAGCUGUGGUUGGACAGCGAAGGAGAUACUCCAGGAAAGAUGAGGAAGAGCAGGAGUGUUCUCACGGUGUCUCACAACAAUGACUGCAAAGAGCCUCAAGAUUGCUGCCUAAGUGAGUCUUUCACAUCUCCAUCCUGCACACUGGGUGUUGACCUGCGCCGUGGCCGACGCCGUUUCUCUGGCAACCUGCAGCUUCCCCCGUUGUCAUGGCGUCAGGGGGAGAGGUCGCGGACACCUGAUGACGAAAUCAUGACCAGGCCAACGUCCUUGCCCUUUGGAGCCCCUCCCAGAAUAGACAUCACGCCAGUUGAUCCUGAAUGUUUCGAUGUGGAGAAUGGCCCGUCCGCCAGCUGCAGUCCUCUGGACCCCCAGGCCUCCCCCGGCUCUGGUCUGGUCCUACACACUAACUUCCCCGGUCAUAACCAGCGGCGAGAGUCCUUCCUCUACCGCUCUGACAGCGACUAUGAUCUGUCACCCAAGUCUAUGUCACGAAACUCCUCCAUCACCUCUGAACUACAUGGUGAUGACCUGAUAGUAACGCCUUUUGCUCAGGUUCUGGCAAGCCUUCGAAGUGUGAGGAAUAACUUCACUGUACUGACCAAUGUCCAGUGUGCCUCCAGCAAGAGGUCGCCUGCAGCAACCACUCAGCCUCCAAUCACCAGAGUUUGUCUCCCAGAUGAAGCGUACCAGAAGCUGGCCAUGGAGACGAUGGAGGAGUUGGACUGGUGUCUGGACCAGCUGGAGACCAUCCAGACCUACCGCUCCGUCAGUGACAUGGCCUCUAACAAGUUCAAGAGAAUGUUGAAUCGGGAGUUGACGCACCUAUCUGAGAUGAGUCGGUCUGGCAAUCAGGUUUCCGAAUUCAUCUCUAACACCUUCCUAGACAAACAGAAUGAGAUGGAGAUGCCGUCACCGACGUCAAAGACGCGAGAGAAGAAGAAGCAGCAGAAGCAGCAGCUGAUGACACAGAUCAGCGGAGUCAAGAAGGUCUCCCAUGGGCCCUCUCUCUCCGGCAGCAGCAUAUCACGCUUCGGCGUCAAGACCGAUAAGGAAGAGCUGCUGUCCAAGGAGCUGGAGGACCUCAACAAGUGGGGCCUGAACAUCUUUACUGUUUCGGAGUACUCCCACAGCAGGCCUCUUACCUGCAUCAUGUACGCCAUCUUCCAGGAGCGAGAUCUGUUAAAGACCUUUAAGAUCCCCGUGGAUACGUUGGUGGCCUACAUGAUGACAUUGGAAGACCACUACCAUUCAGAUGUGGCCUACCAUAACAGCCUGCACGCUGCCGACGUAGCCCAAUCUACACACAUCCUCCUCUCCACUCCAGCCCUGGAUGCGGUCUUUACAGAUCUUGAGAUCCUAGCAGCCAUCUUUGCUGCAGCUAUCCAUGAUGUUGACCAUCCUGGAGUAUCAAACCAAUUCUUAAUCAAUACCAACUCUGAGCUGGCGCUAAUGUACAACGAUGAGUCUGUGCUGGAGAACCAUCACUUGGCUGUGGGAUUCAAGCUACUACAGGAAGACAACUGCGAUAUCUUCCAGAACCUCACCAAGAAGCAGCGACAGUCCCUCCGCAAGAUGAUCAUCGACAUGGUUUUGGCCACUGACAUGUCCAAACACAUGAGUCUGCUGGCUGAUCUGAAGACUAUGGUGGAGACCAAGAAGGUGACGAGCUCUGGAGUGCUGCUGCUGGACAAUUACACCGACAGGAUGCAGGUGCUGCGUAACAUGGUGCACUGUGCUGACCUGAGUAACCCCACCAAGUCCCUGGAGCUGUAUCGUCAGUGGACUGAUCGGAUAAUGGAGGAGUUCUUCCACCAAGGAGACAGAGAGAGGGAGAGGGGAAUGGAGAUCAGCCCUAUGUGUGAUAAACACACAGCCUCAGUGGAGAAGAGCCAGGUGGGUUUCAUCGACUACAUUGUCCACCCUCUGUGGGAGACCUGGGCCGACCUGGUCCACCCUGACGCCCAGGACAUUCUGGACACCCUGGAGGACAACAGGAACUGGUACCAAAGCAUGAUCCCCCAGAGUCCCUCCCCGCCCUUCUACGACCAGGUCACGCACGGACACAGUGGAGGGACUGGAGGUCAGGGAGGCGGGGAGAAAUUUCAGUUUGAGCUCACUUUGGAGGAGGAGGACUUGGAUGGAAUAGAGAAAAAUGGCGAAGGGGAGGAGGACGAGGAGGAAGAAGAAGAGUUAGAAGAAGAGGAGGAGGAUAGUCUAGGAGAUUCUCAUUCUCCUCCCCUGGACUAUUUGGACGGUCAGGAGCUUGAGGAGGGCGGCAUGAUGGAGCCGGCAAUAGAGAUCGUGACACACGAGGCGUCGCCCACAGACACAUAGGGCUUCCAUCAUCACGCUCACAUGGUGAUUUGAAAGUUUUUUGGGCAAAAGAGGGGAGAUCCUCUUGCAGCUGUGCUUUUUAAUAAGCCCACAGAAGCAAGGGCUUAGUUUGGUCCCGCACAGGGGCGUCUUGCACUUGGGUGUUUGAAGCCAGACACGGACGGACAGUUUCAGUGAGGCGGUUUAAGAGUUCUCAGGAAAUAAUUACUGCGAACAUUUUAGUCUUGAUGGACAGGCGAGACUGAGGGUGGAACAUGAAGGAUUUCGGCCAGUUUUGAAAAUACUUACUUUUCUUUUCUGGACUGGCAUUAAAUGGACAUUGACACUACUGAGAGAAGUUUUGUACCUUAAGACUUUUUUACAGAUAUGAUAUGAUCUAGAAGUAGCAUAGAGUAAGAUCUACUGAUGGAGACACAUUUGUAUAGCAAGAGAAAGUGUUUACUUUUUUCCUGUACCAUUUGUCAAAGGACUUUUGUGUGCCUUUUUUACUAUUGUCUUUAUAAUAGUUUUUUAUUUAUUGAACACACUAGUAUGUCUGUGAAAUGUUUUUUUUUCCUAUCUGAAAGAGCAAAAUCUUUUUUUAUAUGUUAAAAAGAGAACAGUCUUCCAUGUAUUGGGCAAUAGAGAAAUCCAAACAAAUGUCGACAAACAACUCUUGGACAAACUCAUCUGAAUAGGGAACCAUUAACACCCACAUUUUACGCACAUUUUGUCACAUUUGUUUUUCAAUCUGAGCACAAUGUUUUACAUGUGGAAUUCAGACGCUUAUGGUUCACUCAUGGUUCAUGUUACAUGUUUAGUUUGUUGCUUUCUCUAUCAGAUGUCGGUCAAUGAAUGUCACAGUCACACUUAAAUACAUAAUCUAUUUUCAUACUCCAUCUCUCUAUACAUCAUAUUUUCUCUGGUCUGCAGACCAUUGGGGGCUUCCUACCUUAUCACAACAGAACUUUACUUGUAAUGCAAAAUCUCAGCAAGGAUAUGAAAUCCUAAAUUUACAACUAUAUGGUAGAUAUUCCAGAUAUUCAGAUAUUCCUGCUAAAUUUUCAGUGUAAUUUUAUUGGGACAUUUCAUAUGUACGAUUUUGUCUUUUUGUUUUUGCAUCCAAUCGUUGCUGUGUUGGUGUAAAAAAGAGGUUAGUCCAGUUCAAACCUUCAUAACCUACACAAAUCUACCACAAGGUGAAAUCAGCAGAAAUACAAACAGCUCAUGACAACAAGCUGCAUAGAUCUAUACUAAAAUCAGAAAUGAAGUCUGCCAAGGACGAAA